AUGGUAUCAAUUCUGAAUGAAAACGAGCAGUUUGUAUUUGCACAAAGACUAGGUAUAGUUAAAAAAGCAACAUCAGGGUUGAAAGCUUUGCACGAUCAGGGUAUUGUUCAUAAGGAUUUUAAACCUUCGAAUCUUUUAAUUUGCGGAACAGCAGAUCGUGUGGUAGUAAAGGUAGCAGAUUUUGACGACAUGUACGAUAUUAAAGGCACUAUCACUUCCACGCUGACAAAUAUGAAUCAAGGUCUCUUUGGCAUGACUUUAGCGUAUACUGCUGCCGAGAUUUGCCUGCAACAAGUAAGAACCGUGUCUCUCGCCACAGACGUAUAUUCAUGGGCAAUUGCCGUAUUUGAGUUAUUUGCUGAUGUAACAUCUCCGUGGAGCAGCGCAUUAUCUAUAGUAAGCGACGGCCUCAUUGUUGAAGCUUUGAAGAAAGGAAUGAGACCACACGUAGAAGAUUUACAACAGUUGUAUGCUAAAAAUAAAUGCAAUUUUAUAUUACCCAUAAUUUCGUCGGCAUGGCACACUGACCAGCAUAAAAGACCAACGAUUUCGCAGUUCGUUCUGUUGUAA
This is a messenger RNA of Hydractinia symbiolongicarpus, 570 nucleotides long. Its product is annotated as receptor-interacting serine/threonine-protein kinase 1-like. Gene Ontology annotation, cellular component: cytoplasm. Gene Ontology annotation, biological process: protein phosphorylation; signal transduction. The record is from RefSeq and is a predicted model, not a curated record. Bases 1 to 570 code for a protein of 189 amino acids. Gene Ontology annotation, molecular function: protein kinase activity; ATP binding. The transcript is spliced from 2 exons. NCBI's taxonomy places the organism in Eukaryota, Metazoa, Cnidaria, Hydrozoa, Anthoathecata, Hydractiniidae.